AUGGUUCCUACCAGCAACAAGCAAAGUGAAGAAGCCAUUGUAACAGCAGCUGAAACAAAGGUUGGAAAUGAGAGAGAGAUGGAUCAGUCGCUUUCUGGGUUCAGCAACUUUCUUUGGCAUGGUGGCUCUGUUUAUGAUGCUUGGUUCAGUUGUGCUUCAAAUCAGGUGGCACAGGUUCUGUUGACUUUGCCAUACUCAUUUUCUCAAAUGGGGAUGAGUUCAGGAAUCAUACUGCAAGUGCUGUAUGGUUUGCUUGGGAGUUGGACUGCUUAUAUCAUCAGUGUUCUGUAUGUAGAGUACAGAAGCAGGAAGGAGAAAGAGAAUGUCAGUUUCAAGAAUCAUGUUAUACAGUGGUUUGAGGUGCUGGAUGGUCUUUUGGGUCCACAUUGGAAAGCUGUUGGGUUAGCCUUCAAUUGCACCUUCCUCCUAUUUGGCUCUGUUAUACAACUUAUAGCUUGUGCAAGCAAUAUAUACUACAUAAAUGAUCAUCUGGACAAGAGGACAUGGACAUACAUAUUUGGAGCUUGUUGUGCUACCACUGUCUUCAUUCCCUCAUUCCACAACUACCGAAUUUGGUCGUUUCUCGGCCUCGGCAUGACAACUUACACUGCGUGGUAUUUGGCCGUUGCAGCCUUGAUUCAUGGCCAGGAUGAAGGAGUGGUUCACUCGGGCCCUAAAGAGCUGGUUUUGUAUUUCACCGGAGCCACAAAUAUACUCUAUACUUUUGGCGGACAUGCUGUCACCGUAGAGAUAAUGCACGCGAUGUGGAAGCCUCAGAAGUUCAAGUACAUAUAUCUGUUUGCCACCUUCUAUGUAUUCACGUUAACACUUCCAUCGGCUGCCGCCAUGUAUUGGGCCUUCGGUGAUCAACUCCUUAACCACUCGAAUGCCUUCUCUCUCCUUCCCCGUACUGGUUUUCGUGAUGCUGGAGUCAUCCUUAUGCUUGUACACCAGUUCAUCACAUUCGGUUUUGCUUGUACACCACUGUACUUUGUGUGGGAGAAAGUGAUCGGGAUGCACGACACAAAGAGCAUAUGUUUACGGGCGUUGGCAAGGCUGCCAGUUGUGAUACCGAUCUGGUUCUUGGCCAUUAUCUUCCCGUUCUUUGGUCCAAUUAAUUCAGCUGUAGGGGCUCUCUUGGUUAGCUUCACCGUCUACAUCAUCCCUGCUCUUGCACACAUGCUUACGUAUCGAAAGUCUUCCGCUCGUCGGAAUGCGGCAGAGAAACCUCCGGUCUUUCUACCGAGCUGGACGGCUAUGUACAUAGUGAACAUCUUCGUUGUUGUUUGGAUUUUGGUGGUGGGAUUUGGAUUCGGGGGAUGGGCAAGCAUGACAAACUUCAUCAAACAAGUUGAUAGCUUUGGGCUAUUCGCCAAGUGUUACCAGUGCAAGGCGGCACCACCACCACGACGAUCGCCGCCAGCACAUCAUUGAAUCCGAACUCACUACAAACCUUUUUCUUAUACCAAGUUUGUUCUAGCUCAACUUUAGUGUGUAAAUGGCUUGAUGAAUGAUGUUAAAUCAACUUGGGCUAUGAUAAAAAAAGGAUGGCCUAGGUCUGGUGUUACUUCGGU
This is a messenger RNA of Cynara cardunculus var. scolymus (artichoke), 1574 nucleotides long. RefSeq names its product auxin transporter-like protein 2. The transcript is spliced from 8 exons. Gene Ontology annotation, cellular component: plasma membrane. The record is from RefSeq and is a predicted model, not a curated record. Lineage: Eukaryota; Viridiplantae; Streptophyta; Magnoliopsida; Asterales; Asteraceae. The coding region runs from base 1 to 1434 and encodes 477 amino acids.